AUGUUGCCGCGACUCGCCACCUUCUCAGUCGCCUUCCUGGCACUCUUAUCGCCCACUCUCGCCGCCAAGGAACCGGAGGACUCGUUGAUUGGCGUCAUAGAAAGGACUGUCCCCCUACGGACGCACUCGCUGGCGGCUCCUUAUGUGGAUAGUGAUCUGCAAAAUAGAUGGUGGGAUUUCGGGGGCGACACCAUUAUCAAUACUAUGAAACACGCCCGCCUCACACAAGAUCGCCCAUCCCAACAAGGCUGGCUCUGGGCCCGAAUGCCCUUGAGCGUCGCCAACUGGCAGAUCGACGUCGACUUUAAGGUAGACGGCAAGGCGAACAAUAUCUUUGGAGAUGGAUUUGCGAUGUGGGUCAGCCAGGAUAGGGCAAAGACUGGACCGGUGUUUGGGAGUGUCAACUUUUUCAAGGGGCUUGGUAUCUUCUUCGACACGUACGCGAACACUAAGCAUGGAUAUUCUUGGCCUCGUGUGAGCGCUAUGCUGGGAGAUGGGAAGACGGGGUACAAUCAGGAUACCGACAAUGAGGCGAAUGAGCUCGCGGGGUGUUCUGAGAACUUCCGACGACGCAACGACGUCCCGACCAAAGCUCGACUGACAUACAUCAAGGGAAAGGUUCUGCAGCUCAAGCUUCAAACCCGGAAAGUCGACGAGUGGAAGAUCUGUUUCGAGACCAACGUCGACCUCCCCGAGAGCCCAUACAUUGGCUUCAGUGCUGCCACAGGAGAUGUAUCCGACAACCACGAUAUCAUCUCCGUCUCUACCCACUCCGUCACCGUCAAACCCGAGCACCGAGAUAUCAAGCAGGCUCUCGGCGCGGACGCCAACAAGAGCGGCAAGGGAAGAAAAGCGGAGAAAGCUAGUGGGGGAGGCGCCGGAUGGUUCAUGUUCAUUCUCAAGUUUAUCGGUGUGCUUGCCUUCAUCGCGUUCGGUGUUGCCGCUUUCAGGACUUACAACGCUCAGAAGAGAUCAAAGAGGCAUUGGUAG
This is a messenger RNA of Cryptococcus wingfieldii CBS 7118, 990 nucleotides long. RefSeq names its product lectin, mannose-binding 2. Gene Ontology annotation, cellular component: COPII-coated ER to Golgi transport vesicle; Golgi membrane; endoplasmic reticulum membrane. The record is from RefSeq and is a predicted model, not a curated record. Gene Ontology annotation, molecular function: D-mannose binding. The transcript is spliced from 10 exons. The coding region runs from base 1 to 990 and encodes 329 amino acids. Gene Ontology annotation, biological process: endoplasmic reticulum organization; endoplasmic reticulum to Golgi vesicle-mediated transport; Golgi organization. Lineage: Eukaryota; Fungi; Basidiomycota; Tremellomycetes; Tremellales; Cryptococcaceae.